Molecule: messenger RNA, 588 nt
Organism: Arvicola amphibius (Eurasian water vole)
Lineage: Eukaryota; Metazoa; Chordata; Mammalia; Rodentia; Cricetidae
Gene: Nrsn1
Product: neurensin 1
Exons: 2
Coding region: 1-588 (195 amino acids)
Biological process (GO): nervous system development
Cellular component (GO): neuron projection; transport vesicle; neuronal cell body
Source: RefSeq, a predicted model, not a curated record
AUGACUUCUUGCAGCAACACCUGUGGGUCCAAGCAAGCCCAGGCUGACACUGAGGGCGGGUACCAGCGCUAUGGAGUUCGGUCCUACCUGCAUCAGUUUUAUGAGGACUGCACUGCCUCCAUCUGGGAGUAUGAGGAUGAUUUCCAGAUCCAGAGAUCGCCUAACAGGUGGAGCUCGGUAUUCUGGAAGGUCGGACUCACCUCAGGCACUGCAUUUGUGAUUCUCGGACUAACUAUCCUGGCAGUGGGCUUUCUUGUGCCCCCCAAAAUUGAAGCUUUUGGUGAAGCUGAUUUCAUGGUGGUUGACACACAUGCUGUGCAGUUCAACGGCGCCCUGGACACAUGCAAGCUAGCGGGGGCUGUGCUCUUCUGCAUUGGGGGCACAUCCAUGGCAGGGUGCCUACUGAUGUCCAUGUUUGCCAAGAGCUAUUCCAAAGAAGAGAAGUUCCUUCAGCAGAAGUUUAAAGAGCGAAUCGCAGACAUCAAAGCCCAUACCCAGCCUGUCACUAAAGCUCCAGGCCCAGGGGACACCAAGAUCCCAGUCACUUUGUCCAGAGUUCAGAAUGUGCAGCCCCAAUCAUCCACUUGA